Pteropus alecto (black flying fox) is the source of this 3961-nucleotide messenger RNA. RefSeq names its product BCAR1, Cas family scaffold protein (gene BCAR1). The coding region runs from base 953 to 3469 and encodes 838 amino acids. Gene Ontology annotation, molecular function: protein binding. NCBI's taxonomy places the organism in Eukaryota, Metazoa, Chordata, Mammalia, Chiroptera, Pteropodidae. Gene Ontology annotation, cellular component: plasma membrane; cytoplasm; focal adhesion. The record is from RefSeq and is a predicted model, not a curated record. The transcript has 7 exons. Gene Ontology annotation, biological process: cell migration; cell surface receptor protein tyrosine kinase signaling pathway.
CACACGGCCCCUGCUCUGUCCUCUGAGCCUCAGGCUCCUGAGGUAGACAGGGCAGGAACCAUGCUGCCCCUGGAAUGGCUCUGGAACUGGGGCUGACCCACACUUGCUCCCUGCUGGCACUGAGAACCUGAGCCAAGAUCUUGCCCACUCAGUUGUCCCUGGGUGUAUUAGGGGAGAGUGAUGCUAAGGCUGCUAGUCUUGGAGUUCUACCCAGGAUGUGAGUGUGGGGACAUCUGGGAAGGGAAGAGGCGCUGUCCUCAGAGUUCCUUCGCAGCCUGGGGGGCAGGGCAAGGGGGAGGUCAGGACCCUGGCCAGUGGGCCUGUUCUGCUGCCCCUCCAGGGGGCUCCAGGAAACAAAUGAGCAGGGGUUAUGGGUGCAGACUCCAGCCUGUCUCCAUUGGCCACCAUGGCUCCUUGGGACAAGCAAACAAUACCCCAGAAAUAAACUUGGCCUGUGUUUGAGAUAGGGACUAGUGUUUCCUGAGUGACUGCUGUGCGUGAGGCUAUGUGCUUGGAAAGAGACAGACAGACUGACAGACAGACACAGACAGAAGUGGGAGACAGGGAGGGAGGAAAAGGCCUGUGAAAUUGCCACUCCUGGCUUUCAUGAACCCAAACAUUACUCCAGAAGCCACCCAGCUCCACGUUAUCACACAGCCCAGAUUUGCCUCUGCUGCCUUCAGACUGUGACCCUGGCAAGUCAAGUAACUGUUCUGUGCCUCGGAUUCUCCAUCUGUGAGAUGGAAGUAACCAUGGCGUCUCACAGAGGUAAAAGAGGUGACUGAAGUAUGCAGGAGAGCCGUGCCUCUGACACAGUGCUGGCCGUCAUCGUUAUUGUGAACAGUCGUGCCUCUCCCCCAUCACUCCCAGUCACCAGAACGUGCUGGCCAAAGCCCUCUAUGACAACGUGGCUGAGUCCCCGGAUGAGCUCUCCUUCCGCAAGGGUGAUAUCAUGACGGUGCUGGAGCGGGACACACAGGGCCUGGACGGCUGGUGGCUCUGCUCGCUGCACGGGCGCCAAGGCAUCGUGCCUGGGAACCGCCUCAAGAUCCUGGUGGGCAUGCACGACAAGAAGCCAGCAGGGCCCGGCCCCGGCCCUCCCGCCCCCUCUGCCCCGCCUCAGCCUGGUCUCCACAACCCGGCCACCCAGUACACGUCCAUGCUGCCCACCUCAUACCCACCCCAGCCUGACAGCGUCUACCUGGUGCCCACCCCCAGCAAGACUCAACAGGGCCUCUACCAAGCCCCUGGGCCCAGCCCACAGUUCCAGUCUCCCCCAGCCAAGCAGACGUCCACAUUCUUGAAGCAGAUGCCCCAUCACCCAUUUCCCAGCCCAGCCCCAGACCUUUACCAGGUGCCCCCAGGGCCUGGCAGCCCAGCCCAGGACAUUUACCAGGUGCCACCUUCUGCUGGGAUAGGGCACGACAUCUACCAGGUGCCCCCAUCCAUGGACGCACGCAGCUGGGAGGGGACGAAGCCGCCGGCAAAGGUGGUGGGGCCCACCCGCAUGGGGCAGGGCUAUGUGUUCGAGGCCUCCCAGCCAGAGCAGGAUGAGUACGACAUCCCACGCCACCUGUUGGGCCCCGGGCCCCAGGACAUCUACGACGUGCCGCCUGUUCGGGGGCUGCUUCCCAGCCAGUACAGCCAGGAGGUAUAUGACACUCCCCCCAUGGCUGUCAAGGGUCCCAAUGGCCGGGACCCAUCGCUGGAUGUCUAUGACGUGCCCCCCAGUGUGGAGAAGGGCCUGCCACCAUCCAGCCAUCAUGCGGUGUAUGAUGUUCCUCCAUCAGUGAGCAAGGACAUGCCCGACGGCCCACUGCUGCGUGAGGAGACCUACGAUGUGCCCCCUGCCUUCGCCAAGCCCAAGCCCUUUGACCCAGCCCGCCACCCGCUGGUCCUUGCCACACCGCCCCCGGACUCGCCACCCACUGAGGAUGUGUACGACGUGCCGCCGCCCGCUCCCGACCUCUACGAUGUGCCCCCUGGCUUGCGACGGCCUGGCCCCGGCACCCUCUACGACGUGCCCCGUGAGCGGCUUCUUCCUCCUGAGGCAGCUGACAGCAGUGUGGCCGAUGACGGUGUGUACGCGGUGCCCCCGCCAGCCGAGCGAGAGGCCCCGGCCGAUGGCAAGCGCCUGUCAGCCUCCAGCACGGGCAGCACACGCAGCAGCCAGUCCGCCUCCUCCCUGGAGACGGCGGUCGCAGGCCGCGAGCCCCUGGAGCUGGAGGUGGCUGUGGAGGCUCUGGGCCGGCUGCAGCAGGGUGUGAGUGCCACCGUAGCCCACCUCUUGGACGUGGCGGGCAGUGCUGGUGGGUGCGGGGGCUGGCGCAGCACUGCCGAGCCUCAGGAGGCCCCAGUGCAGGACCUGCGGGCUGCUGUGACUGCUGUCCAGGGGGCCGUCCACGAGCUGCUGGAGUUUGCCCGCAGCGCUGUGGGCAAUGCUGCCCACACUUCUGACCGCACGCUGCAUGCCAAGCUUAGCCGGCAACUGCAGAAGAUGGAGGACGUGUACCAGACGUUGGUGGCCCACGGUCAGACCUUCGACAGUGCCCGGGGUGGCCCCGGGGCCACUCCUGAAGACCUAGACCGCUUGGUGGCCUGCUCACGGGCUGUGCCCGAGGACGCCAAGCAGCUGGCUUCCUUCUUGCAUGGCAAUGCCUCGCUGCUCUUCAGACGGACCAAGGCCCCUGUCUCAGGGCCCGAGGGGGGCGGCCCCCUGCACCCCAACCCCACUGACAAGGCCAGCAGCAUCCAGUCCCGGCCCCUGCCCUCACCCCCCAAGUUCACCUCCCAGGACUCGCCGGACGGGCAGUACGAGAACAGCGAGGGGGGCUGGAUGGAAGAUUACGACUACGUCCACCUGCAGGGGAAGGAAGAGUUUGAGAAGACCCAGAAGGAGCUGUUGGAAAAGGGCAACAUCAUGCGGCAGGGGAAGGGCCAGCUGGAGCUGCAGCAGCUGAAGCAGUUUGAGCGGCUGGAGCAGGAGGUGUCACGACCCAUAGACCACGACUUGACCAACUGGACCACGGCCCAGGCCCUGGCCCCAGGGCGGACAGGCGGCCUGGGGCCGUCGGAUCGGCAGCUGCUGCUCUUCUACCUGGAGCAGUGUGAGGCAAACCUGACCACGCUGACCAACGCGGUGGACGCCUUCUUUACCGCCGUGGCCACCAACCAACCACCCAAGAUCUUCGUGGCACACAGCAAGUUCGUCAUCCUCAGCGCCCACAAGCUGGUGUUCAUUGGGGACACACUGUCGCGACAGGCCAAGGCCGCUGACGUGCGCAGCCAGGUGACUCACUACAGCAAUCUUCUGUGCGACCUCCUGCGUGGCAUCGUGGCCACCACCAAGGCUGCUGCCUUGCAGUACCCAUCGCCCACCGCCGCCCAGGACAUGGUGGACAGGGUCAGGGAGCUGGGCCACAGCACCCAGCAAUUCCGCCGGGUCCUGGGCCAGUUGGCAGCUGCCUGAGAACCAGUGACCAGAGGGAUGGAUGUCAGGGGAGGUCCAAACUGCCCUGCGCACUCACCCCGAGAGUCGUAGUGCCACAGGCAUGGGGACAGGCAGCCCCAGCUCCACCCAGGCCUGGUGCCCCAGACUGUCCAGGGAUCUGUACAUAUUUAUGACGGGGCAGGAUGUGGGACGAUGCCUCCUCAGAAGAGUCUAAGCCGAGCCCUGCGAGCCUAGGCCAAGGAGAGGCUGGUGGUCUCACCUGAGUGCGCGGCGGGCCUAGGGAGGGUCAGCGGGCCAGGCCAGAGCCGUGAAGGCCCCGUGACCCAUAUGGCCUUGGGUGACCCCUGGAGAUGACCCCAGCUCCCUAAGGGUGCUGCCCCCAGGGCCAGUGCAGCUGUGCGUGUUCCUUCUCAGCACUAGGAGAAUACCCUAAAAAACUAUUUUUCAUUAUUGAUUUUCCAAUCAUUGACUAAUAGUCUACAUUUAAAUAAAACUUUAAAAAUAAAAACA